GAGCACACAGGCGCACUCACCGCCUUCCUCCUUCCCUUCCUCUUCCUCCCACCCCGCCCCCGGGGGGCGGAACCCUGGUCCCUGGGGGAGGUCUGCACCCCCGGAGGGUGGCGCCCCGGAAGGGGCGGCUGCGGUGGGUGGCGGACGCCGCGGGCCCUCCCCCGCGCUCCCUUGCUGCCUCCCCCUGCUCCCCGCCCCUCCUCCUCUCCAUCCUCCCCAUCCUCCUCCUCCUGGUCCCCGGCAGCGGCGGUUAGGGGAGCAGCCGGCGGCACCGGGGCCGCUCAGCCUUUGUCUCGGGCCGCCGGGCGCGCCGGGCCCAGCGCAGCGCUGCAGUGUCUUACUAGGGAGCUGUGCAAACACGGGGCUGCCAGGGAGACAGGACAAGAAUGUGAGUGAUGAGUCACAUAACCCAGCUGGCCACUCCAAAGAAAGAUUUCUCCCAACGAUUUGAGAGCCUUUCACCAUCAAAUGAAAAGAUGCAACAGACAGCAGACGGAAAAUGAAAGCCACCCAAGCGCUGAGGGGUGCCCUUGCAGCCACGUCUGUUCAGGUCCCAAGUUUCUCUUCACGAUGGCCUGUAACAGCACAUCCAUCGGUACUAACGAACAUCUGCUGCUGAAUGCGAGCAACGCUUCGGACCCUGGGGCCACCCCACUGUCCGCACCGCUCAGGAUCUCGCUGGCAAUAACGAUGCUGCUGAUGAUCGUGGUAGGAUUCCUCGGCAACACGGUGGUCUGCAUCAUCGUGUAUCAGAGGCCGUCCAUGCGUUCAGCCAUCAACCUGCUGCUGGCCACCUUGGCCUUCUCUGACAUCAUGCUGUCCUUAUGCUGCAUGCCUUUCACCGCCAUCACCCUCAUCACUGUCCGCUGGCACUUUGGGGACCACUUUUGUCGACUCUCAGCUACACUCUAUUGGUUUUUUGUCCUAGAGGGCGUGGCCAUCCUGCUCAUCAUUAGCGUGGACCGCUUUCUCAUCAUCGUGCAGCGUCAGGACAAGCUGAACCCACGCAGGGCCAAGGUGAUCAUCGCAGCCUCCUGGGUGCUGUCUUUCUGCAUCUCUGCCCCCUCCUUCACCGGCUGGACGUUCAUGGAGGUGCCGGCUCGAGCCCCACAGUGCGUUCUGGGCUACACUGAGUUCCCAGCCGAACGCGCCUACGUGGUGAUGCUGGUGGUGGCGGUGUUCUUCGCGCCCUUUGGCGUCAUGCUGUGCUCCUAUCUGUGUAUCCUCAACACGGUGCGGAAGAACGCCGUCCGCGUGCGUAACCAGUCAGACAGCCUGGACCUCAAACAGCUGUCCAGGGCUGGCCUGAGACGGCUCCGGCGGCAGCAGCAGCAGGUCAGCCUGGACCUGAGCUUCAAAACCAAGGCCUUCACCACCAUCCUCAUCCUCUUCGUGGGCUUUUCGCUGUGCUGGCUGCCCCACUCGGUGUACAGCCUGCUGUCUGCAUUCAGUCGGCGGUUCUAUUACAGCGCCUCCUUCUACGCCACCAGCACGUGUGUACUGUGGUUCAGUUACCUCAAGUCCGUCUUCAACCCCAUCGUCUACUGCUGGAGGAUCAAGAAAUUCCGCGAGGCCUGCAUAGAGUUGCUUCCCCAAACUUUCCAAAUCCUCCCUAAAGUGCCUGAGCGGAUCCAGAGGAGAAUCCAGCCGAGCACCGUCUACGUGUGCAACGAAAACCAAUCCGCGGUCUAGGGAGCAGGUCAGAGCCGGCCAGCAGACCACUCUAAAGGGUCUCGGCGCGGACUCUGCUCUCUAGCUUUUAGUUGUCUGCAUUGUGUGGUGAUUACACAAGCACAAAGGUACUCAUUUGUUACCAGGUGAUCUGUGGCUUUCAACUUUCUGAUUUCCAUAAGAUGAAGUAUUAUUAUUUUUCUCUCAGAAAAUCCAUAUAUAGUUCUAAUGGGAAUCGGGGCUUACAGGAGCUGGCCAGAAAGCGAGAGGGGAUGAGGGAAGCAGAAAGUAAAGGGCAAGAAGAGGGUCUAUCAAAAGAGCACAUCCCUUUCAUCCCAGCACCCCCCCCAUGCUCAGGAGAAGCCCCCGGGGGCAGAUGGUGGUGCCGUUGUUCACUCUGAUGUCAAUAUUCCUCACAGCUGUAUCUGCAGGGCCUGGGUAUGGCACCGAGGUCUCCAUAAUGUUCAACUGUGUGUUUCUGAUCAUGACAAACUUAUUUAUCCACUUAACCUUUCUGGGGAGAAAUGGAAAUCACAUAGGGAUGUUCUUGAGGUCUCCAGUGUGGCAGGGUGUGUGUGUGUGUGUGUGUGUGUGUGUGUGUGUGUGUGUGUGUGUGUGUGUGUGUGUGUAAGAGAGAGAGAGAGAGAGAAGAGAGGAGAAAGGAGAGAGAGAGGCCCAAAUCUCAAAAUGGACUGGAUACUUGGGCAUGUGCCUGCCCCUUCCACAUUUGUCCAGCUUGACAGUCUCUGUUCCUCUGUUCCUGUCCGGUUUUUGGCCACUUUGUUUUCACCCUUUCCAGUGUGCUAAGAACAUACCUAGUGUUACUCGUCUACUGGACAAGAAUCUGUAGUGACUUGCUCUCAGAAGCAGCCAGCGGCGUGGCUUUGUUUACACAUCUCCUCUGGACCACCCAGAGCCUCGGGAGGCACCAAAUCCACAUCAGCACCAGAAUCGCUGCAGGGACAGAACAGACACCCCCUCCCCAAAGCUGGGCUUACACCCACCCAUCUCUGUUCCUCCUACCUCACUCAUGUCCACUGCUGCUGUCAAAUCCUCUUACCCAGGACCCGAUCCUGGGGGUGAAGCUCCUUAGAGGGGACAUUUGGCUUGUGCCCUCUGCUUGGACACUAUGCUCGUGGCCACCCAUAUAACCAAGAGCUUCUGGUGUAGCAAGGUGAAUUCUGCACCUUUAGGACACAGCAGUGGGUCCACUGAGCUCUCUUUACAAAGUCAGACCUGAAGAGAGGGAGAAAGUAAGAAAAUGUGAUUCCAGGUCUGACUCUAUCAGGGACCAGUCAGUAAUCUCGUUCAUUUCAUCUUCUGUCAGCCUCAGUUUACCCAUUUGUCAAAGGAGGAAACAAGUCUGUGUGACUUCAGUCCCCUUGGUUCUAAACUUGAUGGUAGCCGAAAGGCAGAGGAGAGAUAAGUCCCCUUAAACUGGAUGUUUUCUGCCUGGAAUCACCAGAUCCCUCAUAUUCAUUUAUCCGUCCAUACAAUGGGCAUCUAUUAAGUAAGUGCCUAUUGGAUGAAACGUGCUGUACAAGUGUACAAGUGAUAGUGUAAAAAAAAAAAAAGGCUGGAAUGCAUCCCGUCUGAUUUCUCUCAGGAGUAUGAGAACUCAGCCCAAGAGCACAGAAGUUCCAGUUGGCUUCAUUUCUUAUCUCUUCCCAAGUUAUACUCAGAGGCCAACCCCCUCCUUUCUCACCCUCUUCCUGCAGUGGAGUGAAGGAAGUUGAGGUGUGACAAGAACGUAGCUUACGUCAACCUCAGCCCAGGGGAGGGUCUGUCAAGAAAUCGAUUGACCAGUUUCCGUCAACCAAGAGGGAAAGAAAGAAAAAGUGGGAUUGGUGUGUAGCUUAUCAAGGCUGGUGCCACCAAUCCUAUGGCUCUCCCAGGGUCCCAGCAAGGCUAGGCUGGCCUCGGCUUCCACGGGUUCAUAGGGCCCGGUGGUGCCCAAGAGAAUUGUCAGACUACUGUAGGGGGGCAAGCCUAUGGGUAUCUCCCCUCCAGUGGUAUUUUAGAGAGUUUUUAUUCAGAAACCUUGAAAAAAUGAGAAAUCACAAAACUGAAUGAAGGUACCAAAAUUUUCAUCAAUGUGUGUUAUAUGAUAUAUAUGUUGGAUAGUAAUAUAUAUGUUUCAAAGUAAUAAUUUUGUAUAUAUUUUAAAUAAAGUAUUAUGGCUCUUUCAGUGU
Molecule: messenger RNA, 3863 nt
Organism: Mesocricetus auratus (golden hamster)
Lineage: Eukaryota; Metazoa; Chordata; Mammalia; Rodentia; Cricetidae
Gene: Gpr45
Product: G protein-coupled receptor 45
Exons: 2
Coding region: 469-1692 (407 amino acids)
Biological process (GO): G protein-coupled receptor signaling pathway
Cellular component (GO): membrane
Molecular function (GO): G protein-coupled receptor activity
Source: RefSeq, a predicted model, not a curated record